AUGACACAUCUCCAGAUUUAUUUUAAGGUUAUUUUAUUGCAGUAUCUCGGUGUGGCAUAUCCACAUUUGCAAAAAAUCGAGAAGAGAUUCUUCGAAGUAGUCGCUGACGGAAGUGUCACCGAAGUGCGACUAUUUUUGGAGAAACAUCCGGAUUUCAAUAUAAAUGCCAUCAAUUUUCAAGGUGUUAGCGCGCUGCAUAUCGCUGUUAACGAGAGAAAUACGGCGAUGGUCGAGUAUCUGUUGUCUCAUCCAGAUAUCGAUCCGGGCGACACGCAUCUGCAUGCAAUUCGAGAUGAUCAACUGAGGAUCGCCGUGCUGAUAUUGAAUAAGCUGAAUGAAUUGGCGCCGGGCCUCGAAUACGCCGGUGUCACUCACAGUCCUGAUUUCCCGGACGAUACAACACCGCUUGCGGUGGCGGCACAAUACGGGCGUUUCGAGAUAAUUGAUAUGCUCAGAUUCCGACAUCACAUUCUGCCGAAACCACAUCCUCCUAGUUGCAACUGCGACGAAAUUUGCAAUUAUUCCAUUCGUAUAUCAUAUAUUUUUUUUCCCUUUUAUCGCAGACCGGAAAGGGAAAAGGGUGAUAUCAUAACCAUGGUAAAAAUGAGAUUGUUCAUGUACAGGGCGAUAUCGAAUCCAGUGUACAUUUGUCAAAUCGAAGAAGAUCCGAUCUUAAAAGCUUUUCAAUUGUCGGCCGAGCUUAGAAAAGAAGCUUCGUUCGACAAAGAAUUUUAUCCCGAUUACAAGGCAUUGUCCGAUGUUAGUGUAAUCUCAUUCCUUGUCCAAAUUUAUUGGAUAUUAACACAAUUUUUUGUGAUAAAGGAGGUGACCCAAUUCGCCGCAGACUUGAUCGGAUGCGCACGUACCGCGGAAGAAGUCGAAUGUGUAUUAAAGCAAACUGCUGGUUUUGGUCGUACCUCUAGUUUCGUAUAUCCUCGACUAUUACUAGCUUUGGAUUACGAGCAGAAAACCUUUGUCGCUCAUCCGAAUGUACAACAGGUAGCGUCGCGCCACGACGAAAGUUUCCGCAAAUUAAGAAAUUUCAUUAAAAAGUUAAAUUUGAUGUCCUUUCAGCUUGUCGAGAGCCAGUGGAUUGGCACGUGGCACGAAUGGAAAGUCAGAAACAUGUGGCUGAAGUGCCUGACGAUAAUUCCGCAGAUCGGCCUGCUACCAAUCAAGGCGCUUGUCAUAUUAUUCACACCGAACUCGGAACGAGUCAAGUUCUAUGAAAUCCCGGUUAACAAAUUUCUCUCUUCCGUGGCGAAUUACUUGAUAUUUCUCACAUUCGUGUUUUUCCAAUCGCGUAGCGACAAAACCGAACAGCUACGCGGACCACCCAAUACUGGUGCCCUCCUAAUUAUCUCCGAGAUUAAAGUUAACCCUUUAGCUACUAUGCGCCACUAUAGUUCCUCGGAACGAUCGUUUAAAACACAGAACCAUUAUAGUGGCUCUCUUCGACAUUUCGAUGUUUUUUUCGUUAUAUAUGUGUGUAUAUAUAAAAUGAAAAAUAAAAUGCUAAAGGGAUACGAAUGGGUUCUCGCUAUUUACGUGAUAUCGUAUAUAUUUGCAUUUGUUCGACUUUGCAUUAUGGACGGUCCGGCCAGAUGCUUUAAAACGCGUACAAACUGGUAUGAGCUUAUUAUGCUCAUAUUGUUCGUGCUAACGUUUCUCUUCUGGAUAGCUGCCGCAGUGGACGUUAGGAUAAAUGGUCAACGAGAAUUGGAGAGAAAAUACUGGCACAAAUACGAUCCGACUUUGAUAGCGGAAGGAAUAUUUUGUAUCGCGGCAAUCAUGGCCUUUUUCAAAUUACUAUUCAUCUGCCAGCUAGACUACGAUCUAGGACCUCUGCAACUUUCUUUAGUUAAAAUGAUCAGAGACGUUGGUCAUUUUGUCGCAAUAUUCGGUAUCAUUGUCCUGGCAUUCGCAGUUGGAUUGUGCCAUCUUUAUCAGUAUUAUAAUGGAAUGGUGCAGACGGAUGACGAAUCAAAGCUGAAGAUAGAGCAAGAGAGUUCCUUCGUCGAUUUCAGGUCUACUCUAAAGACUCUCUUCUGGGCUGUUUUUUGCAUGAGCCCCGUAGAAAGCGCUGACGUGAUUAUCGAAAACCUUCCAGGUGAAAGGGAGUCAGAAACAAUAAUUAAUCAUCAUAACUUCACCGAAUUUAUCGGUUAUUUUGCUUUUGCCGGUUUCCAAUUUAUGUCCGUGGUAAUCGUCUUGAAUAUGCUAAUUGCUUGUAUGGCAAAUACAUUCACCAAAGUGACUGACAAUGUCAAUGUUGAGUGGAUCUUUGGUCGAACUGAGGCUUAUGUCGAUGUCAUGCUUACAACAACGCUUCCACCUCCAUUCUGCAUUUUCUCCAUUUUCACGGGAUUGCGACCAGUAAUCAAAUACAUAAAAAUACUGAUUAAACCACCACCAGGCAAACGGGCACGAUGGGAUUUUGUAAAUUGUUGCUACAUAGAGGAUCUAGAGGAAAAAAAGGACAUACGAUUCGCAGAAGUCAUGUCGCAACUAGUGCAACGUUAUCUUCGUCAACGUGAAAAGAGAGUGGAGGAAACUGACGUGCAAAAACUGAGAAAGGAACUGAUAGAGUUCAGCAAUAUUCUGAAGGAGGCUCUUAGUCCGUCUUAAAAGAUCGUUUCAUCGUAAUAUUCCACCUCAAAGAGAUAUUUCUAUUUGUGUCAUAUUAAUUUCUUAAUUCUUUGCGCAGUACACAAGUCAUUUUCAAAAAGCGUGACAGGAUAAUAUCUGUAAUUAUAAAGGAUUAAUUUCUACUUUGUACGAAAUAAGAAAUACUUUUUAUCAACAUUAGAUAGAGAGAGAGAUCAU
Molecule: messenger RNA, 2826 nt
Organism: Solenopsis invicta (red fire ant)
Lineage: Eukaryota; Metazoa; Arthropoda; Insecta; Hymenoptera; Formicidae
Product: short transient receptor potential channel 4
Exons: 12
Coding region: 1-2628 (875 amino acids)
Biological process (GO): manganese ion transport; regulation of cytosolic calcium ion concentration; calcium ion transmembrane transport
Cellular component (GO): membrane; cation channel complex
Molecular function (GO): store-operated calcium channel activity; inositol 1,4,5 trisphosphate binding; protein binding
Source: RefSeq, a predicted model, not a curated record